UUGCGACCACAUCAUCACACGAAUGUUGAAGUUUUUCAUUUUCGAACUUGUUUUCCCCUAAAGACAACCAAAAUUUGUUUCACCCGAGCGCCCUGAUUUCAAAUAUUUCAAAUUUAAGUCGACCCUUUUUUUUGGCGUAUCUUUUGGCCAAGCGAGUCCAAAGCCUACUGAAAAUUGCCCGUUAAAACCGACCGCUUAGGGGAACCAGAUACACGGAGGAGAGAUGCCAAUAUUUGCCAGGAACCUGCCAUCGAUCCGCCAUUUGGCCAAGCGGAGUCUAAUGGAUGGCCGGCGAUCGUUGACCACCGUUUCGGGCCUGGAAGGGGGCCGAAAGGGCGGGGUCACGACCUCGAGUGCCUGGAAAAAGGACUGGCCGAAGCGUGAGGAGAACUUUGCGGCGGCGCAGCUCCUGCGGCAGCGGCAGCAGAACCGCCAGUGGAGCAACCACAUUCCCCACCUCGACUCCGCCAUGUUCCGGCCGGUGGUCCUGCCGGAUGACGCGAUACCGCGUCGCAACAAUGUGGUGGCCGCCCAAAAUGCGGCCAAGAGAAGGAACGUCCUGGCCCGACAGGCGUCCCAGGAAAACCGGAACGCCAUGCAGGAGCAGCAGGACAGGGAGGAGGAGCGACUCAGCCGAGAGCUGCAGGCCCAGGAGGAGGAGUACGACGACGAGUCCGACCUGGAGGUGCGCUCCGUUCGCGAGACCGUCUUCGGUCCGCCGGAGGACAACGAUGAGGAGGACCGAAAGCGAGCCCAGGCGGACAACGAGCUGCUGCGGCGGGUCACCGUCACCUCGCAGCAGAACCAGGAUCGCUCCAACAGACCCUCCAUCUCGCGGAAGGUCAUCUCGCCGUACAUGUCCUACCGCAGCCACCGCACCCGGUGGGCAGAGUUCCGGCACAGCAUGAUCUACGGCCGAUCGAGCUACUAGGAGUCCUCCGUUGCCAAAAUUGGAGUGUUAAGUGUCUACUCCCGGAAAACGCUGCUUGUCACUUUCGGACUGAAUUUACCGUAUCCAUUUUAUGUCGGGGAUUGCGUUAUUCAAAAGAACUUAAAUAAAUUCAGUCUAUAAGCUUA
Messenger RNA from Drosophila ficusphila, 1077 nucleotides. RefSeq lists its product as uncharacterized. The transcript has a single exon. The record is from RefSeq and is a predicted model, not a curated record. Lineage: Eukaryota; Metazoa; Arthropoda; Insecta; Diptera; Drosophilidae. The coding region runs from base 224 to 931 and encodes 235 amino acids.